AAACAAAAUAAUUUUUGUGCUUGGGAUUGAGAAUUGAGAUGCUCAAAUAUUAUAGUAUUUUUCGUAAUCAUGCUAUGAAUUACAAUAAAUAGUUUGUAAUUUAACUCCUGCUUAACUUAAUUCACGUAUUAUUGAUAUUACAAUGUGAGCGAUUAAGACUUUCACACAGUAAUAAUAAGUAAAAUGGAGGUAAAAUUAUGGUCAUUUUGUGUGUGAGCGUUAGACAACGUAGCUAUAAAUAUACAAGAAAAUAGUUUAAAAUGCGCUGCUGUGUGCCCUUCUGUUGCAAUUCUUCGAAAAAUACCUCCACAUCUCAAGGAAUUACAUAUCAUAGAUUUCCUCUAGAGCCAGGCCCUCGGAACUCCUGGUUGCAGGCCUUAAACAAAGAUGCAGCCAACCUCCCCGCCCGUGCGGCGGUCUGCUCACAACACUUCAUGUAUGAUGAUUUCUAUGUCACCAAGAGCGGGAUGAGGAAGGUUCGCCCUGAGGCUGUACCUUUGGUUAUUCAUGUAUGUUUGAUAUGCUUGGACACAGACAGAAAAAUGUAUCCACUGAGCAAAUACCAGUUGAAGGAGCCAUAUCAAAUAUUAACAGGUUUUGUGCAGGAACAUCAAGACAUGAUGCCGAGCACACUGUGCAGUGAGUGUGCACACCGAUUGGUAAACUUCAGCAAGUUCAGAGACAAGAGCAUGCGCGCACUAUCGCUUAUGUUGGAUUUGAUCAAAGAGUACAAAUCUGUAACAAUCCAAAAUAUAAAGACAAUAAAUAGAGAAGAGAAUCACUUAUCAUCGACCAUUGUUCAGAAACUUUUUGAACCCGAUAACUAUGAUUUAUGUAUAUCAGAUGACUCGCACGAUAAACCAAUAGUUUUAAAUGAUAUUAACUUAACUGAUAAACUAACUGUAACUGUAACGGUUAAAAACGAAGAGUACUUGGAUGACGAUUAUAUAGAGAAUAAAGAUGAUUUAAAUAUAAACAAUGAUAAUGAUGAAUCAAAUAAAGCAAAUAUAAAUAAUGAUGAUGAAUCAAAUAACGGAAACAAUGAGGGAAAUGAAAACAGUGAUAAUGAUGUAGAUUUUGCGAACGUCUUCAAUGAUUACUCCACAGAUGACAGUCUUCCUCUAGAGACUAAAAGGAAGAAGAUUUUGAAAAAGGAGAAGAGUAAAAAGAAAAUAAAAGUCAUAGAACCGAAAAUAGAUAGACGGAGACGACCGUUUUUGAAUAAUGAUUUGAAUGAAACCUUAUUCACUAUAACUGAUCUGAGUUUUGAUGAACAAAUAGCUGAUAUUAUGAAGAGACAGGAAACUGCUAAUUAUAAGAAUUCACGUUUCAAAUGCACGCUUUGUUACAAAGGAUUUUUGGAUGAAGAAGCAUAUAAUGGGCAUAUGUCGAGACAUACUAAUCAAUGCGGCGAGUACGAGUGCGCGAUAUGCAAGACGCACUUCAAGCACCCGCACGCGCUGCGCAAGCACAUCACGGCGCACCACACGCAGCGCUUCAGCUGCAACUCGUGCGCGUACGUCACCACGCACAGGCAGACCGCGCGCCUGCACGAGCGCUGGCACAAGGGCACCAAGUACCAGUGCCCGCAUUGUCCGGACGAGUUCGUCAAGUUCACAACAUACAUGGGUCACAUACGGAUAAAACAUCCCUCGGACUUCGUGUGCGAGCUGUGUGGAUACUCCUUCGUGAGCGAGAAGGGCAUUGACCUCCACAAGAAGUUGAAGCAUCGUUUGGACGAUAGACAAAUACCAGAAGACGGUCCGCUAUGUGAACCCUGCAACGUGCGAUUCGUCUCCGAGGCGGCCUACAAGAGGCAUCGUCAGGUGUCGACCAAACAUAACAGCGACGACAAGGACAAGGGCAAGAGGAAGAGGGAGUUGAAGGAGAAGAAGCCGGAGUGCGGGGAGAGGAAUGAGAGGAGAAUGUACCCCAGCCAGAUACGGAAAGCGGAAGGGCCGAUAUCUUGUGAGCAGUGCGGCAUGCAGCUGGAGGACUCCAGGGCGUACCACGGCCACUUCCGACGCCAUCACCCGGACAAGAAUCGAACCAAGUACCCUUCCAUGAAGUCGCCUUUCAUGUGCGAGUCCUGUGGACGCAUGUUCCAGAGCUACGCCCUAUUGAAGGACCACCGCUGGGUGCACACCGGCGAGAGGCCGUUCGCGUGCGAUUCGUGCGGCAAGUCGUUCCGCAUGAAGCAGCGGCUGGUCGCGCACCGGCGCGUGCACAGCCAGGUGCGCGCGACGUACGUGUGCGGCUUGUGCGGGAAGAGCUUCUCCACGCACAGCAACCGGCAGAGGCAUAUGGUGAUCCACACCGGCCUGAAACCGUUCAAGUGUGAGAUGUGCGGCAAAUGCUUUAAGCAUUCUAGCGAGAAGCGCGCGCACGUCACAUACGUGCACCUGAAGAAGCCGUGGCCCAAGCGCGCGCGCGGCAAGCGGCGGCAGGACCGACCGGGACAGAUGCAGGCGCAAGGCGUGGCGACAGCGGGUGUGAGCGAGAUGGACAUAGGCCAGCAAGUUUGGGCCGCGUGCGAGCCCAAGCAUCACAACAUGAACAUGAUGGAUGACAAGCCGCUAUAUUACAAUAAUAUUAAAAUAUAAAUAUGUA
Messenger RNA from Bicyclus anynana (squinting bush brown), 2610 nucleotides. RefSeq names its product zinc finger protein 879. The record is from RefSeq and is a predicted model, not a curated record. Gene Ontology annotation, cellular component: nucleus. NCBI's taxonomy places the organism in Eukaryota, Metazoa, Arthropoda, Insecta, Lepidoptera, Nymphalidae. The transcript has 12 exons. Gene Ontology annotation, molecular function: zinc ion binding; DNA-binding transcription factor activity, RNA polymerase II-specific; RNA polymerase II transcription regulatory region sequence-specific DNA binding. The coding region runs from base 261 to 2603 and encodes 780 amino acids. Gene Ontology annotation, biological process: regulation of transcription by RNA polymerase II.